This is a messenger RNA of Penicillium verhagenii, 2292 nucleotides long. RefSeq names its product glycosyl hydrolase family protein. Gene Ontology annotation, molecular function: hydrolase activity, hydrolyzing O-glycosyl compounds. The transcript has 3 exons. NCBI's taxonomy places the organism in Eukaryota, Fungi, Ascomycota, Eurotiomycetes, Eurotiales, Aspergillaceae. The record is from RefSeq and is a predicted model, not a curated record. Bases 1 to 2292 code for a protein of 763 amino acids. Gene Ontology annotation, biological process: carbohydrate metabolic process.
AUGCAAGAGCUUGGUGAGGAAAUUGCCUUCCAAGCUAAAGCCAAAUCCGUUCAGGUUGUCUUGGGUCCAAACAUCAAUCUUCACCGGGAUCCACGAGCCGGUCGCAACUUCGAAGCUUUCAGUGAGGACCCUCUAGUCACCGGUCAAUUAGCCGCUGCUAUCGUCAAUGGAAUUCAGUCACAAGGUGUGGGUGCUUGUGUGAAGCACUUUGUUGCGAACGAGAGCGAGACUGUGCGCAGACGUUACAACGUCGACGAGUCUGGCAACAACAGGACAAUGCGUGAAAUAUAUCUCCGCACUUUUCAAUAUUUACUUCAAAGAUCCAACCCCGUUGCAAUUAUGACAGCGUAUAAUGCGCUUGACGGUCAUUUCUGCAGCGAGAAUCCCCUGAUCAAGACAUUACUUCGCGAUGAGUGGAAGUACGAUGGCUGCAUGAUGUCUGAUUGGUAUGGAACCAAGACCACCCUCGCCUUGAACGCUGGACUGGAUUUAGAGAUGCCAGGACCGUCUGUCUUCCGUGGCUCUAAACUAAUGGAUGCCAUCAAUGACAAGCGGAUAUCAGAGGAAUCGCUUGAUGCUGCAGUCACAAAUGUUCUGACAAUGAUCGAUCGGACGAUCACCAGUCAGAGUAACAAGAAGGAAGAAUCCCCGAUCUGUAAUCGAACAAGUGCCAUGGCAUUGAAAACAGCCUCCGAAGGGAUCGUGCUCCUGAAGAACGAGCGCAAUAUUCUGCCUCUUGAGUCAAACGACAACAUAUCAACCGUGGCUCUCAUCGGGGCUGCUGCUAUCAGGCCAUCUACCACCGGUGGAGGCAGUGCUUGCGCCAAGCCUCAAUACCUGAAAACCCCCUUGCAGUGCUUCCAAGAUGUCUACACGGAUCCUAAGCAGGUCUCCUUCGCAUAUGGGGUCAAUUCCAAUGAUGUUGUUCCUGUUAUGCCUGUUGGCAUCAUGCAAGCACGGAAUGGGCUCCCGGGCGCUAAUGUGGAUUAUUAUUUGGACGAAUCGGACAGAGUCAUCUACUCUGAACAUUCUGAACAGCCCGUCGUGGUGAUGCUUGGUAAAUUAAAGCCAGGUCUGACUCAGAAUGGAUUCUACUUUGCUAUUGAGACCACUGUGACCGUGAGAGAAAGCGGAAAUCACAAGUUGGCUGUGCAAGCCACAGGCGAGUUCUCAUUAUCUGUAGAUGGGAUCGAGAUACUUUCUAAGCCCGUUCCUGUCAUGACAGUCGAAGACUUCUUAUUCGAGCCCAAGAAAUUGCAGACAAUUGUUGAGUUCAAAAUGGAGGCUGAACGCCCAUACAAGUUUAUCUUGAAAACUCAUUCGCGUGACGUUCCAUCAGCAAAUGGAGAAAUAUCUCCUCAUUCAGCUAAACUAUGCUUUGAAGAAGAGCAUAACGAUCGGGUUGCCAUUUCUGAAGCAGUGAAAAUCGCUGCCGAUUCAGACUACAGCGUGAUCUUUGGCGGUCGAACACACGAACACGAAUCUGAAGGGUUUGAUCUCAAGACACUGAAAUUGCCCGAAAGCCAAGUUCGAAUGAUAAAAGCCGUGUCCAGUGUAUCAGAAAAAACAAUUCUUGUCCUGCACUGCGGAAACCCCAUUGAUGUCUCAGACUUUGUUGAAGAUGUUGAUGUCGUCAUGGUAGCCCAUUUCCCUGGACAAGAAGGUGCACAGGCUAUUGUCGAUAUCAUUACCGGGAAAACAAACCCAAGUGGGAAAUUGGCUACCACAUGGCCCAUGCGUCUGGAUGAGAGUUGCGUGCCUUCUUUUGGCAGUUUCCCAGCGAAGGAUGUUGGCAAUGGGCCAGUAAUUCGAUAUCGUGAAGGUCUGCAGAUGGGCUACAGGUCUCCAAAUUCCGGAUCCGCCGCCCGCUGGCCAUUCGGGUAUGGCUUGUCCUAUUCUUCGUUUGACUAUAAGAACUUAAAAGUUCUUUCCCAUGGUGAAAUUGACGAGAGGAUUUCUGUGGAGACUCUCGAAGGAGCAGUCACAAUCGCCAUCGACGUCCAAAACACAAGUGAAAUUGCAGGAUAUGAGGUUGUUCAGGUCUUUGGCGAGCCUCCAGUGGACGCUGUGGUCUGGAAGCCGCGCUUCGAGUUGAUCGCGUUCUCGAAAAUUUGGCUUGAGCCCAGUGAAACAAAACGCGUCGGUAUGACAGUUUUGAAAAGAGACAUCAGUGGAUAUUGGGAUAGCGCGUCCCGAUGUUGGAGGUCGCUCAAUGGCACCUAUAAGAUUACAUCCGGAUCUUGCGCAGCUUAUCUGCACAUUGAAGACAUGGGAACUUGGAAUGGCCUGUGA